Culicoides brevitarsis is the source of this 2494-nucleotide messenger RNA. RefSeq names its product actin-histidine N-methyltransferase (gene Setd3). The transcript is spliced from 4 exons. Bases 138 to 1625 code for a protein of 495 amino acids. NCBI's taxonomy places the organism in Eukaryota, Metazoa, Arthropoda, Insecta, Diptera, Ceratopogonidae. Gene Ontology annotation, biological process: actin modification; peptidyl-lysine monomethylation; peptidyl-lysine trimethylation. The record is from RefSeq and is a predicted model, not a curated record. Gene Ontology annotation, molecular function: protein-L-histidine N-tele-methyltransferase activity; protein-lysine N-methyltransferase activity; protein binding.
UAGAGUGACAACAAAUAUAAAACUAACGUUAUUUUUUUUGUUGAAAACAAUAUAUAACCUGAUUUUAACUCAAAAACCUUUUCGUAAAAAAUCAAAUUAAUAUUUACCUCAAUUGGAAAAAAAAAACUAAGCUGAAAAUGGGCAAAAAAUCAACAAAAAAUUUGAAUGACAAUAAAAGUCUGAGCAUGACUAAACGCAACGAAUUAAAUAAUCUUGUUAAUUCACUUCUUAAAUUGGUAUUUUUGGAAACAAAUAAUCCUUUGGAACUGUGGAAUCAAUAUUUGGAGUUACAUGCUUUGAUUGAAAGGAUAAGAAAUAUUGAGAAUGUGACUGUUAUAAAGAAAAGUAAUCAAAGAAUUACAUCUUUAGAAGCUUUCUCUAAAUUUAUGCAUGAUAAUGGAGCAAAAAUAGAUAGUGUAGAUGUAACUGAGUUUCCAGGAUAUGAUUUGGGCUUACGAGCUCAAAGAGAUUUUGAGAAAAAUGAAUUAUUUAUAACGAUUCCGGAUAAACUUGUUUUUAGUUUUGAUAAAGCUCCGAUGGAAGUUCAGCGUGCUGCAAAAACUGUAUCAUUAAUUUCUAGUAUGCCAAAUAUAAGUCUUGCAUUCUUUUUAUUGGUUGAACGUUUGAAUCCGAAAAGUUUUUGGAAGCCAUAUUUUGAUGUGUUACCUGAAAAGUAUUCGACUGUUAUGUAUUUUAAACCGAAUGAAUUGAACGAGUUAAAAGGUUCUAGUGCUCUAAAACCAGCUAUUAACCAAAUCAAAAAUAUUGCAAGACAAUAUGCAGUUUUAUACCAAAUUUACCAAAAAUUGGAAGAUGAUUAUGAAAACCCUAUUGGAAAAAUUCUUAAAGAUAAAUUCACAUUUGAUCUUUAUUGUUGGUCUGUGUCAACUGUUAUGACCCGACAAAACUUGAUUCCGACAAUAAAAAAUGAUAGUGUGACAAAACAACCUGCUUUAAUACCCUUUUGGGAUUUCGCUAAUCAUGCAAAUGGAUAUUUAUCAACCUCUUACAACAUUGAAAAGCAACAAGUAGAGAGUUUUGUACAAAAAAAAUACAAAAAAGGAGAGCAAAUAUUUAUUUUUUAUGGCAGCAGAAACAACACGGAUUUACUAGUUCAUAACGGGUUUGUUUGUGACAACAAUGAACAUGAAUGUAUCAUAACACAAUUAAGUUUAAGUUCUUCUGACAAAUUACUUGAUAAGCGUAUCAAAAUACUGGAUUUUUUGAAGAUGCCUAAAAGUGUUCUUGUUGAAAUACUUCCAGCACCAAUAUAUAUAUCUGAAAAGUUUCUAAGCUUUGCCAGAGUAUUCAACAUGACAAAAGACCAGUUAGAUCAGUGGAUUGAUUCAGGUCGAUCAGAAGAAUUAUUUAAUAUGAAUUGUAUUAUUGAAAGUGAUUGCGAAUUAAGAACGUGGAACUUUAUUAUUAACCGUUUGACUUUGCUGUUAAAAAUGUCGCCUACUUCUAUGGAAGAAGAUAAGCUAAUACUAGAAACUAGUAGCUCAAAGAUCAACAGAAUUAAGCAAAUGUUAAUACGAUUUCGAAUAAUUGAAAAGAAUCUUCUCAUUGAGGCUCUCGAAUUCUCCAAAAAGCAAAAAAAGCUUUUAGAAACACGUAGUGCAUAAAUCGCAUAAAAAAUAAUAUGUAUAAGGCAAGUACAAUUUAAAAAAAUGUUUCACAUUAUUUUGGACCUCAAAAAGUAAGGAGGUGGGAGUAAUGAAUAAUGAUAAUGAAAAACAAUAAUAUCAAUGAUUUUUGCAUCUUUUUCACCAUAUUUAAAACGUUAUAAUAUUCAAUUUUGUGCUUUAUAGACAUUUUAGAUCUUUUAUUUUAACAAUUGAUUCAUUUUCGAAACAAAAAAAAAAUUUAAAUUUUUAAAAAAAUUUCUAACGAUUUUUUUGAAAUUUAAAAUUUUUUUGGCAAAUUCCAAAUUAUAAAUUUUUUAAUUUUUUUCUGUGAAAAUUAGUCUAAUCCUUUGAAAAAUUGCAAAAUAUAACAAAAUUUAUAGACUUCAACCAAUUUUUGAUGAUUUUUAGUCAUUUGAUGAUCGUAUGUUUUGAAUGUAAAAAUAUUUCAAAACCAUUAUCAUUAUUCCAUUAUUCCCUCCUUGGAUUUUCGGAAAAAGUUAGGUGGGAGGACAUGUGAAACAUUUUUUGAAAUUGCACUUGCCUAAUUUAUUUGAGUUUUGUGAAGUUUGAUGUUUUUUUUCAUUUUUUGUGCAAUAGUUUACAAUAUAAAUACAUAAAAAACAUUGGCAAAUCAUUAUUUACCUAUUUAAAACCUCAUAAAUAUUAAAUACUAAAAAGGGUGUUCCAAGACCGUUUUCUUUAAAAUUUUGUUUUUUUUUUCAAAAUUUAAUUUUUUUACUACUUUUUUGACGUUUUUGAACGUUAAUCGUUGAUUGAACACAUUAAAAUAAUUUUUACUUUUAUUAUUUUAAGUUUUUAAGUCAAAACUUUAAUAAAAUUUCACAAAAUAAAAAUUUAAGAAAAAA